GUAGAGGAAAUGGUUUUUCUCGAGGAGGUAGUUUUGGUAGAGGACGAGGUUUUGGUAGAGGCCGUGCAGGGUCUCGUCGUGGUGGAUACAGAGGUGGUCGAGGCCGUGGUUACGGCGGUAGAGGCCAGUAUUCAAAUGAUCAAGGUGGUUCAAAAAACUUGAGAGGUGUUCCAAGUUUCCUGAGGAAGUAAAUUAUGCUAAACAGAUGUCUACAGAAAGUUCAGAAAGACAGUGCAGAGGUUCUGAUGAUUGUACCAUUAUGGCCGACUCAGGCAUGGUAUCCAGUUUUACUAGAAAUGUUGAUAGACUUUCCAAAAAUGUUGCCUCGAAAGAAAAGACUUCUGUCCAUUCCAGGAACGGAAAAGAUUCAUCCUCUUCACAAUCAGUUAAAGUUUCUUGCUUGUCGGUUAUCAGGAAAAAUUUGGAAAACCAAGGCAUUUCAGACAAGGCUUCCAAAAUCUUUUUGGCGUCUUGGCGAGACAGUACGAAAAAGCAAUACUCAACUUAUGUCAAGCAAUGGUUCCGUUUCUGUAGUAAAAGGAAAAUUGAUCCACUUCAACCAGCUUUAAAUGAAGUCUUAGAUUUUUUAACAGUGCUUUUUGAUAAAGGAUUAAGUUAUAGUACGAUAAAUUGUGCAAGAUCUGCAUUGUCAGCCUUAGGAAUAAUGUUUAAUGGAGUGACAGUUGGCUCUAACGCUACAAUCAUCAGAUUUUUAAAAGGUGUUUAUAAUUUGCGACCUUCAGAACCUAGAUAUAGUGAAACUUGGGACGUAUCUAAAGUUUUUAAUUUUUUACGGAAGUUAUCUCCCGUAAAGUAUAUUUCGUUGAAAGAUUUAACAUUGAAGUUAGUAAUGUUAAUUGUUUUAUCCACGGCUUGUAGGACACAGUCGUUGUUUUUGCUAUGUUUAGACAAUUUAGUUAAAGGAAAGGAUAGUUAUACUUUGUUUUAUUCAGGUUUAUUAAAACAGAAUAGACCUGGGUUUAAUGUACAUUUUGUUGAACUUUUUGCUUAUCCUCCAGAUAGGAGAUUGUGUGUUUUUACUGUUUUAAAAGAAUAUUUGAUGAGAACAGCUCAAGCUCGUAGUAAUAGUCAGAAACUUUUUAUAAGUUAUGUAAAACCGUUCGUUUCAAGAGAAACAAUUAGCAGAUGGAUCAAAACUGUGAUGUCAAAAUCAGGAAUUAAUUUAAAAUCUUAUUCUUCGCAUAGCGCUAGAUCAGCAGUUGUUUCUAAGGCUUUCCAUAAUCUGAUUCCUGUGGAAUGUAUUUUACGAAGAGCUGGUUGGACCAGUGAAAAGACUUUUGCUAAAUUCUACAAGAAGCCGAUCGAGUCAGAUGAACAACGUUUUCAGAGAGCUGUUCUGAGUACAUAG
Mytilus trossulus (common blue mussel) is the source of this 1369-nucleotide messenger RNA. RefSeq lists its product as uncharacterized. The record is from RefSeq and is a predicted model, not a curated record. The transcript is spliced from 2 exons. Lineage: Eukaryota; Metazoa; Mollusca; Bivalvia; Mytilida; Mytilidae. Gene Ontology annotation, biological process: DNA recombination; DNA integration. Gene Ontology annotation, molecular function: DNA binding. The coding region runs from base 206 to 1369 and encodes 387 amino acids.